CUUGCCACCCGACCCACCGUCUCGUCAACAGCAAUGCUGGGCCACAACAUCGAUAUUAACUUGAAACCCACCUCAGAUAUUUUGGCCGCUGCCGCACUUCUCGAUGUUAGACACUAUUUCAAUGAACGCGACCUCUUGGACCUGCGCACUUAUGGCUAUCAGACAAAUGACACGUUCCUCAUGCCAGACUAUGACGAAGCUACCGCCAAUGCAAAAACAUCCGCCGAUAUCGUUAAUCUGAAUAACAGUAAUUUCAUAAUCUUCAACCGAACAGUCUUUGGCAGGAACGACAGCAACAAUGACAGUGGCACCAUCACAAUUAGCAGUCCUAAUGAUGUGUCGGCCAUAAAUGGUAAUGCCAGUGUUGGCCUGCCAAUGCCCGAGGACGUUGUGGUGCUGUUGAAAAUGAUAAGCAUGUCUAUUGUUCUGGGUCUAAUGAUACUUAUCACUAUAAUUGGAAACGUUUUUGUAAUUGCCGCAAUAAUACUGGAGCGCAACUUGCAGAAUGUGGCUAAUUAUUUGGUUGUUUCAUUGGCGGUGGCUGAUUUAUUUGUUGCAUGUCUAGUAAUGCCAUUGGGAGCUGUUUAUGAGAUAAGCGAAGGCUGGAUAUUGGGUCCAGAAUUAUGUGAUAUUUGGACUUCCUGUGAUGUCCUAUGCUGUACAGCAUCUAUACUCCAUUUAGUGGCAAUUGCAACAGAUAG
Musca vetustissima is the source of this 701-nucleotide messenger RNA. RefSeq names its product 5-hydroxytryptamine receptor 2B-like. Gene Ontology annotation, biological process: chemical synaptic transmission; G protein-coupled receptor signaling pathway, coupled to cyclic nucleotide second messenger. Gene Ontology annotation, cellular component: dendrite; membrane. The transcript has 3 exons. The record is from RefSeq and is a predicted model, not a curated record. Gene Ontology annotation, molecular function: neurotransmitter receptor activity; G protein-coupled serotonin receptor activity. Lineage: Eukaryota; Metazoa; Arthropoda; Insecta; Diptera; Muscidae. The annotation marks the transcript as partial.